CAACACUGGCUCUGUUGCCAUGUAACGGUUUGCCGGCUAGCAACCGUAUUAUGAAGAUGUAAAUAUAAAGAAAAUUUAACAGUUUCACUUAAGAUGUCCGACCAACUAGAUCAAUUGGCCACCGCUGAAUUGCAGCGUCUGCAGCGCCAACAUCGAUCCCUUCAGCUAGAUCUGCGGGGUCUCCUCGAGGAGAAGGCAAAGCGUUUGAAAAAGCAGAAUCAUAUGAUCAACGUCUUGCAGUUAGAGCAUGAGAAACUAAAAGAAGAAAUCAGAACCUUAGAAAGUGGGACUCAUGCCCGCAAGAACACCAACAAGGAAAAGCAUUUGGGCUCCUUGCAGAAGCAACAAACCGAAUUGCAAAGAGUAUUGCAGAGUGAACGUACUAAUCUGUGGGAGCUAGAGGGGCAUAUUAGAAAAAUGGAGAAAGAAAUCGAUGCAUUACGUCGCAACGAAGUGCCCGACAAUUGUUAUAAGGACACCAUUUGCAAGGUGCAAAAGAGCGUGGUCAAAUUGGAGAAUCGUCUCGAUGUGGUCAACAAGAAGUGCAGCGAUGUUCUCACGGAGAAUAGCAAAAUGCGUGAUGCGAUUAAUCAUAUGCUUCAAGAUCGUGCAAACUUCAAUGAUAUGUGGCAAUCGAUGGUCACCCAAUUUAAUGACGGAAAGAAACUUAUAAUGGACUUAAUUGAUCAAUCGACAAUGGCAUUUGAUCAGCGUCAAGAGCUAUGCACAAAGCUAACAGUGCUGAAGGAUCGCAAUGAGAAUGAUAAAGUCAUGCACAUACAGGAAAUGAGGGAAAUGCAGCGUCGCUUGGAGCACGAUGCAAAGUUGCAAAAGUUCUUCGAUAUCAAGGGACAGAAACGUAUGAAUCCUGAACUGGAGCAACGUGAACUGGAUAAGAAGCAGACUCAAAAGGAGAACUACGAGCGACAGCUAUUCGAGUACAAGGAGAUCAUCGAACAAAUUAAGCAAUUAUACGGCGAGGAUGACACUGAUCGUUUGGUGGCUCAAUUCAAGCGCCAGGAAGACGAAAACUUUGCACUCUUCAACUACGUAAACGAGCUGAGUCACGAAGUGGAGGUGCUCAAUGACACUACACAGGAGUUAACCGAUGAAAUCGAACGUCAAAAAUCGGAGCAAACCGAAAAAGAACUGAAACUGAAGACGGAAGCUUUAGAUUAUCUAAAUGAUGAACUCGCUCGCAUCGAGCAACUGGCCAAGGAAACCAGCGAGAAGAAGCAAAAUCUCAGCAGCAGGUUGCAGCAACUACUUCGAGGAAUUGAAGAUAUAUUCAAAGUGCUGGCCUGUGAUGAUGCACCCAUACUAAAUGUGCUCAGCUCCAAAACUUUUUUGACCGUACACAAUGUGAAGCUAUUUAUUGGUGUUAUUGAACGUCGAGUGAAUCUCAUUAUUAGCACGAUUAACAUUGAGGAUAAUUCCAACAGAAUCUUGGCAAGAAAGGAUCGUGUGCCCAAAUUUAAUAUACGUGAAUCAGCUAAAAUGAAGCAUUAAUCAUAUAAUACAUUAAUGAAAGACUCAAUAAAAUGCAUUUCAAAAAUCAAUUCUUUAUAAUUUAUAAUUAUUUAUAUAAUCUUAACAUAUAAUGCACAUAGUAAAUCUGUAUAAUUGUGGCUAAUCUCAUAUACUAUGCUUACAUACUAUUGCA
Molecule: messenger RNA, 1663 nt
Organism: Drosophila albomicans
Lineage: Eukaryota; Metazoa; Arthropoda; Insecta; Diptera; Drosophilidae
Gene: Ccdc114
Product: coiled-coil domain-containing protein 63
Exons: 4
Coding region: 94-1509 (471 amino acids)
Source: RefSeq, a predicted model, not a curated record